Messenger RNA from Drosophila takahashii, 451 nucleotides. RefSeq lists its product as uncharacterized. The record is from RefSeq and is a predicted model, not a curated record. Lineage: Eukaryota; Metazoa; Arthropoda; Insecta; Diptera; Drosophilidae.
UUUCUUACCGAGCUGUGUUUCCCUUUUGAUCAGUUUUAACCAAAUUCCCGUAAAACUAAGGAUGUUCCGCCAGCAUAAAAGCAUCAACGUGUAUGUGCCGCCGAUGAGUAGUUUUCCGGAACCCAGUUUGCUGGGCGGCUAUGGACUGGAGGAUCGCAUGGAGGUGCCCAAGUCGACGGAGGUCCCUGAGGAUGUCCUCGCGGGUCGGGAGGAGCCGCACUUCCUCUACGUAAUCGACAGCCGGGGACGUCUUUUGGAGCACAUUCGAUACUACGGGGACGAUUACCGGAUGGCCCUGCGGGAGGCCUUCGCCUCGAAGAAUGUUCCGCUGAGUGAUGCAGAUUUUAGAAUGGACCCAAGUCGGGAAUCGCAGAACGAAAAUUCCUGCCCGUGGCUCCCCAAAUAAGUAAAUUAAUUGAUCAAAAUUGCAAGCAAAAAUUCUAUAAAACUC